AUGUUGCACUGCAGCAUGCGCUCGCGUCAUAGUCGUUCGGACGCGGCGCUGUUUAACGCAGGUGGAUUGAUCAGAGGGUGCGACAGAGAAAAGGCCUUGUGGCAGAGCUCGAAAGACGAGAGAUGGCUUCCAACGCGGAGAUGGUCGGGCAGAGACGCAGAGAGGCCGCCUUCCUCGAGAACCACUGCGCCUUUCCCAGUUCCUCCGAGAAGCUCUCGUUUUAUGUUAAUUUGCUCGAGCCCAACAAUCUGGUUCAGCUUUUGCUAUUCGUUUUCAAAAUUUGUCGAUAAGAUGAAAUGAGAAUUGUGAAUUUCGGCAAACAAUGGUCACAACUUACACUCAAAAAGCACUUAUUGCGGUUUGUAAUCAGGAAUUUAAAAAAGAUUCCUUGCUAAAAGCUUUUUUUUUCCUAGUUUUGAAGGCGCGUUCGAUGGAGAAGCGUAGUUAAAAUGUGUUUUCAUUGGGUUUUUCGGAAUUUUUUUAAAAUUUUUUUCUUUUGAGCAUUGUUCCCUGAUUCUCAAUACUGUUGCAUAUUUCAAGAACGUCAAAAAGUUACACUAACCAUCAUCUUUUCAAUGAUAUUUAGAAAUUAAUUAUUUAAAAAGGAAGAUUUUUCAUCAAGUGGGAAUUUUCAUCAAGGAGUUUUUUUGUUUUUGUUUCAAAAUAGGAAACAUAAAGAAUUCACGAAGUCUUUAACUUUCUGAAUUUUUGCCGAUUCGAAGAAUCCAAAAAAAGAAAAUCUUCUUCCUUCAGUUGUUUUUCCGACAGAAGUUUAUUACUCCGCUCAACUAUUCGGAAGAAUAAUUUUUAUCUCGUGUUCUUAUUUGAAGAAUAUUUAAUUCAGAAUUCCUCACACGUGUACGUUAUUCUUCAUUUCUUCAAAAGGUGUUAUAUUACGAUGUUAAUAUCGACACUCAUCAUAUAACAAAAAUUGUACCGUCGACGCAGUAUCGGCAGUGAAGCUCGUUUUGAGUGGCCGUCUCCAGAAUUGUAUCUGUAUGCCCGAGGUACCUUUUGAAUACUAUCGGCUCGAGUAUUCUCGCAAUAUCAAAGGAUUUCCAGACGUUGUCGAGUGGAGGGCGACCCCCAGUGCCGCCGAUGAACGGCACUGCCGCAAGUAUCGAGAAAAAACGCGCCGCUCGGCGAGCCAUCAAAAAAGUCGACGAACUUCAUCCACCUGCAGAUUCUCUCCAUGGGUGAGCACUCAUUCUUACACUUAUUUCUUAAUUUUUUUCUUUUUUUUUAUUAUUGAAUUAUCUUUUUUGAAUGAUGAAAGGGAAAUAGAUUGAAAACUUGCUAGUGAUUCCAAAUUUUUCAAAGAAGAAGAAUAAGCAAAAAAUUCAAUUCACUUGAUUUAUAAGCGACCGAUCAAGUCGAAUCAACGUAUCUAUAUUGAGAAAUUCUUAAAAUUUGAACGAAAGUGAAGUAAAAAAAAAUUUUAAAGCAGGAAAAUGUUUCAAGAGAAAUUUUCGCCGAUCAUUAAAGGCUCAGUAAAAAAAAAACUCACUUCUGACCAAAUAAGGAACCUGUAGACGUAUUCAAUGGUGGACUUUUGUUUUUCGGGUGUUUUUUGGAGUUUGGGAGGAAAAAAUAGACGAGGUGAAAUAACAGCAGAGGACUCUUUGGCAGGAGAGAAUCAUGUGCCAGUGAUUAUUCGGCGUACAGUUCCGUUAAUCCCCAUUUGCAUUCCGAAUUUGACUGGUUGGGAAUAACUGAGCGAGACUCGACUGUUUUAUUUUUGUAUAUCAGAACUAUUUUUAUUCGUUUCGUUGAAAUAUUGUGGUUUCUGGUAAGAUCAGACGACAGAACUGGAUUUCCCAGUGACCAGCGAGUUGCUCCUCGCAGCUCGGGCUUUUCAGCCUCGCUCUGACAGAAAAAGGCUAGUUGGGUUGCUCCACGUUACUUCUAUCAUUUAAGGGAAUAAAGUCUAAAUCUAUUUGUCUCGUAUUUUUUCUUCCAAUUUGGAGAUUUAGACUAGGACAACACUGGCUUUCCGGGGAAGAACGGUCUCGCCUCGAGGCUGUCCAGCGGGAUUGGCGGCAAAGCAGGCCCACCAACAAGAACAGAGUACGUUUUUCUCAUUCCAUUUGCUAUUUUCUCUCAAAUUUUAACGGUGAAACAUAUAUCUUCAAAAUAAGGCUCUUACUUAUCCUACUCUAUCACUUUAUAAAAAUGUAAUGAAAUCCUCUUUUUUCAUGAAAUACUGACUCAUUAUAGUUCCAAAAGGCUGAAAUUCCGUUUAAGAUACCACUUUCAUUCUGAAUUUUUGCAGUGGAGUAUCAGAACUCGUCGUGUGGAUGACGAGACGCCGAGCCAAACUUCAGACAACUCUUCCGAGCCGGAGAACGCCAGCGACGCCCUCGCCAAAUGGAAGCUGAUAAGCGGUCCGACUCUCUCGACUGCGGCAGUCCAUCCGCCGGCGGCGAGCAUCUUCGAUCGCAGCCGGUAUGACUUUCCGUGUCGCUGGAUAUUGGGUCGCGUCACAGACUGACGAGCAAACCGACGCCGCAGCCAGGAGACUUGGCGGCGGCCGAGCGGGAGAAAGAACGCGAACGGCUCGCCGGCGGCAACGAACAGGCCAACGACGUCGAGAAGAUCAGCGACGAGGAGAAGGCGCGCAAGGAGCAGGAGAAGCGCGAAGAGGUCUGUUGAGUCUUAUUUCCAAUGCAAAACUACAUAUCCAUGGAAUUUUUGUGUUCUAUAGUCUUUUCGAUAUUCUUUUUAUUUUCUUAUGACCGUCUGUGAGUUUUGAAAACCCAAAAAAAAAUCUGGCGUUUAGGAAGAGAAAGCGGCUCGUCGAAUUGACAUCGAAGACGACUAUGACGCACAGGAAAAACCCAUCGAUAAAAGCAAAAGUUUGUUUUGAAAAAUAAAAGAAAAAAAGAUGAGUCUUUUAAGAUGGGCGGUUUCUGAAGUUCGAUGAAGAACUUGGUCGAGGAUCUUUCAAGACUGUUUUCCGUGGACUGGACACCGAAACAGGAGUGGCGGUCGCUUGGUGCGAGCUUCAGGAGAGCAAACUAAACAAGGUAUCUUCGAGAAUAUCUUGAGAAACUUUGUAUUUCUUGUUUCAGGCCGAGCGACAACGUUUCAGAGAAGAGGCCGAAAUGUUGAAAGACCUACAACAUCCCAACAUUGUCAGAUUCUACGAUUACUGGGAAAGUGCAGAUAUUUCCGGCAAAAGAAAGUUAGUUUUCCUGCUUUCGGAUUUCCACUGAGGUAGUAAUAUAUGGGGCUGGAGUUUAAUAUAAUGUUUUGUACCCUUUAAAAAAUUCGUAGAGGGUCCUGAUUUUUUUCGCAGACCUUUUUUCAAACUUUUUUUUAAACUUAUAAGGCAGUUAUAACAAUGAAAAUACCAGCGCGAAAAGUGGACAUAUCUUUAUCGAAAAAUUCCGUGGAAAAUGUUGGAAUUUGAGGUACAUUGUGCUAGUAACGGAACUGAUGACGUCGGGAACGCUGAAGAUGUACCUGAAGCGAUUCAAAAGGAUCAACAUCAAGGUGCUCAAAUCGUGGUGUCGACAGAUCCUGAAAGGGCUGUCGUUCCUGCAUUCCCGGAAUCCCCCGGUGAUUCAUCGGGACCUCAAAUGCGACAACAUCUUUAUCACGGGAACCACCGGCAGCGUCAAAAUCGGCGACCUCGGCCUCGCCACUCUCAAAAACAAGUCUUUCGCCAAAAGUGUCAUCGGUUAGAGUUUUUUUAUGUUUGGCAACACUCCGGAAACUUUAGAAAACAAAAAUGAUGCUCUGACCAUUUUUUGUCUAUAGCUUGCUCUUGACGGGAACAAUAAAAAAGAAAGAAAGCAAAAAACGUUUUCAGGCAUGGAAAAAGUUAUAAAAAAUUUGAAAACUAUUUUGUUUAGAUUAGAACAAAAACGAGAAAAAGUUAGCAGUGUGAAAUUAUUUUUGCCACUAGCUCGCUUCGUUUGGAAAAAAAAGACGUAGGAGACUCUUUCAUUUCACCGUUUUUUUGACCAAACUUUCCCAUUAUUUUUCCACAUGUUUCUGAAAACGGAAACGGAAAAAAGAGAAUCAUAUGGAGUGACAGGGAUUAAUAUGAAAAAGACGGAGAAAUACACGAAAAAUUGUCCAAUGUUAAAAAAAGUCAUAUUUCUUCAAAGCUAACUUUUCAACCUUUUACUAGUGAUGUGGACCAUUAAAAAUUAAUAUUAAGAGCUUGAAAAAAAUUUCUCUUUUUUUCAGGAACUCCGGAGUUCAUGGCUCCAGAAAUGUACGAGGAACAGUACGACGAGUCUGUGGACGUCUACGCCUUCGGGAUGUGUCUUCUAGAGAUGGUAACUGGGGAAUAUCCCUACUCGGAAUGCCAGUUCCCUGCUCAAAUUUAUCGAAAAGUGACAACGGUCAGAAAUACAUCUGAAAUUGAGAAUAUUCUGUUUUUUUUCCAGGGUGUCAAACCAGAAUGUUUCAAUAGAAUUCCACAGCAAUACCCGGAAAUCAAAGAGAUUAUUGAUAGGUGUAUACGGUAACUCUUGAGAUUAAAGGCUGGAAUGAUUUUUGCAUUGUUGAGAUUGCGACGGGACGAGCGCAGUACUGUCAAACAGUUACUGGCCGACGAUUUUUUCACUCCUGAGGAGUUGGUUGGCAUUCGGGUGGAAAUCAAGAAUCGAGACGUCGAUUUGUCUGACAUGAACGUCGAGGUCUUCAGUCUUUAUUCUUUUUCCUUCUACCCGAUCUUCUUUCAGAUUCAAAUGCAACUACGGGUUUAUGACGAGAAAAAAAGAAAGCAAUAUCGGUUCAAAGAGAACGAAGGAUUGCAAUUCGCCUUCGACAUUGAGAACGACACCGCCGAGGAGGUUCUCUUCUUUUUUUCUUCUAGUAACAUUAGAAUAGCGCUGUUCAAGUUCUUUAGACUAAAGAAUGAAGGUUGUAUGAAAAGAAAUACCCAACUUAUUUCUAAAAAGUCAGAAUCGAAUACAUUUUUUUCAAUGAUUAUGUGGUUUGAAUCUCUGGAAUUUCGAAAUUUCAUCAAACUAUUGAACGAAAUCAACUCAAACAAAAAAAGGUUUUUCUUGACUUUUAUUCAUUCUUGUUUGCAGGUGGUCCAGCAGAUGAUUGAACAGCAACACAUUCCCGAUGAGGACACGAAGAUGAUCACGAAACUCAUCAAAGACAAGGUGGAGGCGUUCAAGAGAGACCGAGAGUUCCGGCAGUUGGAAAUCAAGCGGCAGAAGGAAGAGGAAGACCGAUUGCGAGAGGAGCAGGAAAUUAAAGAAGAACUGAAGGCCCGCGCCGAACUCAAGGAGAAAGUCAGACUGGAGAAGGUCAAUCUCGAGGUAGGGAGGUCUCAAAUCCAGAAAUAAUUCAUUUUUGAAAGGGUGGCUCUUUCAAAAAGCGAGUUGAAAAACUUGAUUUAUUCAAAAAAAUUUAUCUAGAGACUCUCGCAUAAUUUUUCGAUUUCAUUAUCUUUUUUUCAUCAUCUAGGUUCGAAUUUCAACGUUUUCUCCGUUGCAGCAUUUUUGAAUAUAGUAGGUUCAAAGUUUUUUAAAAUGUUACAUGAGUUUCUUGAACAAGUGGGAAAGGAAAUAUGAAGAUUGGAUUGUCUGAAAACGUCUCCUGGAGCGAAGCAGGCCAGUCAGAGUACUUAGGAUUGAAGCACUAGUGAAAUCCUUGAGACAAUUUCCAAGCUUCAUUAUUUCAGAAUGCCGCCUCGACUGCUUCUCUGACUACUCCAGCGACCACUUCAACAGUAACCUUGCAAACUCCGCCCACCGUUCCCUCGGUCUCGACCGCUCCUGACCUGACUACAGUCUCUCCGGCCUCAAGUACCACCACCACGAUCGUCGAACAGCCGCCUUCGAUCUCUGUCACUGUGAAUGAACCGACACCUGUGGCUCCGGUCUCUUUGGCCUCAGCUCCAAGUUCUGACUCCGGUGUUCAGGUCGCACCUGUCGUACACGAAAAAGUUGAGGAGACCCCUGUGUCCCAAAAGACUAGCUCUCCAGUUGCGACAGCGACUGCUAGUCUUGCUGAAACCGUUCCUGCGACAUCUGCUGCGGCUGCUCCUGCGAGUGUUGCUGCGAAUGUUGCUGUGCCGACGCCGCCUCCGGCUCCUGAAAAGCCGUUGGACAUAACCUCGCCGACGUCGUUCGCUGACUGUGUUCCGCGGAGUCUGUCCACUGAAACGGGCGGUGGUCUGAGCGUCACGCCAACAAAUGGACCGCAUUCUUCGAAUUCGAUAACGGAUGAAAAAAAGAAGGCCAAAAAACGAAUAGUCCUCGAGGUUCUCAACGUCGACAUCUCCAACCCACCUAUGGUCCGUCGUCUUGCUCUUUUUAUAUUUUUCUAUUUUUCCAAUAGAAUCAAUUUUCAGUUGGUUUCUUGCAAACUCGACACUGCUCACAAAACGGUGACAUUCCAAUUUGCCCCAGAUUCCGACAAACCUUCCAUCAUUUCCGAUAAACUGGUAUGUUUUUUUUUUCCAGAAAAGGGUUUUUUAACGAAUACAUUUCAGUUGGCGGAGGGAUGCCUCGCUUCUUCACACACUGGCAUCGUCGAAGACCAACUGGACUUUGUUAUUAAGGUGAGUCGAUAAAGAAACCUUGAGAAGAAAAAAUAAAAAAGCAUUAAAGUUAAAGGUGAUCAUGAGUGAUUUAUCAAAGGGAACUUAAUUCAACUAAAAAGUCUGAGGUUUGCAGGUCGUGAAGGCAAAAAGUCCAGCCGAAAUAAUUUCGAUGAGAUUGACGACACUGGUGGACGUGCCGAACCCGACGAUGGUCGUCUCGUUUCCUUCUUCUUCGCCUCAAACUCCUCUUCCGUCCGACGUUCCUCUGCACGUCUCCACCAGUGAUUCUCAGCGCAAUGUUGGUUUCUAUUUCAGGCUGUUGUACUCCAUUGAAUCAAAAAUGCGUCAGAAAGGAUAAGAAAAAACGAGUUUUUGAUCCCAAACUUCCUUUUUUCUGACGCAACUAUAGCUUUUACACAAUGUAUAAUUUCCAGAGCCCUUUCGCGUCGCCAAUAAAACAGACAACGGUGCGUACGACUUCUCCAAAGCCAUCCAACGAUCUGGUAAACAUUUUAAUCGAUAAUUAUUCUUCAGUUUUUUAUAUUUUUUCCCCAUUUUUCUCUUGUUAUUCACGGUCAAAAAAACCCGUUAAGAGGCUCUUUUUGAAAAAUUAGCUCUAUAAACUGAAUAAUUAAGCUAUUUUGUGAGUUUUUUCUUUUACCUUUUCACCACACCUGUCAAAGAAAAAACCGGAGUUGAAACGGAGAAUAUAGAUUAGAGCGAACCCUGAGAUCAUGCGAUAAAAUUUACCAGCGACUUUACCAGAUACUUUCAGAAACCGCCUCCAUCUUUGCCUCCAUCCGUGCCUCCGAUAACCGUGAAAGUAGAGUCGGCGACUCCUGCAGCUCCUUCGACGCCGGUUGUUCCGCCUCCGACGGCUCCCGCAGCCAAACCUUCGCGAUUUCAGGUUCGUUUCCGGACUUCCAUGUUGACUAAUCCUUCAAAAAAAUUCUUUUUUCUGCAGGUCACCCCAUCGUCGGAGGUCCUAGCGACGAAUGUGGCGCCGACGCUGCCGCCGGCGCCCCUGGCCGAUCCGGCUCAUCCAGCGAACCAUCUGACGACGCCGUCGCCUGUCGCCAACUCUCUCUCGAGCUGCAGUUCUCCCUCCGCCACCACGCACUCCAAUACGUCGUCGGUGAACAGCACGGCGAGUGUUGGCCGUCGUUUCAAGGUAUCUCGUCUCUUUAUAUAACACGAAGCUCAUCAGUUACGUCAUUCAUCUUUUUUAGAAACUCCCUUCAAAAACUUUGUUCUCCAAUUUCAGUUUUUUCGUUCAAAUGAGGAGGGCGUUAACUGAGAAAAAGAGUUAACAAUCUUCGAUUUUUAGAAUUUUAUUUUUGUUAUAUUCGUUGUUCUUCUUAGGGAAAAGUCAGUAUUUUCAGAAGUAUACGUUGUUCAAGUUCAUAGCCUUUUUUAUUAACUGGACCGUUUUGUAAACACCCCUCGAAAACAUUGUAAAAAAAAAUCCUCACCAAAUGCGUGAAAAAAAUUUUAAUCUCCAAAAUUCAAAAAAAGAGUGAAUAAAACGGGAAAAAACGACGAUCUCAGGUGCAACCGGUGGCGUUGUCUCAAGCCGAGUCGGGCAUCGCGUCUUCUAUCACGACUCCUCUUCCCGAGAACGACACGGCCACCACCUCGACUCCCAUGGAAUCCUCUUCCACCGUCCUCAACAGCAAAUCCGGCUCGAUUCCUCAUUCUCAGGUUCUCCAACUUGAAUCGAUGCAAGUCCCCAACUUUUCAUUAUCAGAUGAUAAAUUCCAUUCCAACGACAACGCAUGCUGCUCCAUCAGAGUAUACGAUUUCGACUGAGGAUCCUCUAAUACAACUGGAGUCUGAACUGAGAAAAGUGCGUCGAAGUUUGAAGCAUUUUUUUGUAUGUCAUAACACCCAGUUAUAGUUUUUUCAUCCCUUUUUUUCUUCUGGUUUUUUUCAAUCUUUAUGAAAUUCGAGUUACCCCAAAAAAUGUGCCUAUUUUGAAUUUUAUUUUGAAUUUACCAGUUUUGAACUUAAAAAAAGGGUUUCAUUAAAAAAAUGGUAUUAAUAAAUGAGACUAGGAUAACCAUUAUCAUACUCAGAAUUUUUGAAAAUUUCUUUGUUCUUUGAGAUAACACUUUUCUAUGGACCGGUACUAGUCUUAUUUUGGUUUAUUUUUGCGACCGGAUUAUAUUAGUAAUUUUUUUUGCAGCAGUAUUAUUCGAUGUAUUAUCAAUGUUUUUUUAUGAGUUUAUUAAGCAAAAAUUAAGGUGAGCGGUGUUUCGACGGCAUCUGUAGAGGCGGCUUCUCUUCCGGCGGUUUCUGCGGCAUCUAUUCUCGGCUCUUCUUCAACAGCGCCUCACACAGCCCCUGCUGCCGUCGUUCCUCAUCCUGUCGUUGCGGUUUCGCCAAACUCAGUCUCCUUGUACCUUUCUUUUUGUUCAGGCUGUCAGUUCUAGACAACAGUCGAGCAACUCUCAAACUCCCCAUUUGAGCUUUGUUGAAGGCUCUUUAGCAGGUUUUAUUUGUCCGAAAUUUUUCAGAUAGUACAAAAAUGUGUUUUGAGGGCUCCAUGAGAAACUGGAAGCUUUGCAACAAGCCAGAGAAGCUCAAGUCAACACAGUUUCGAGUUUGAAUGAGGACAGCAAAGGAAUCGAGGAGCCUAUACCCAUCGACACUCUUCCCGGGCUUGCCAAGGCUCUCGAAAAGGUUAGAUUAUCAGAAACUGAUACUCGAAACUCUCGUUUCAAGGUUAUCAACAAGGAUGUCAGAGAGCCUACGCCACUUCCUGUGGAUCUAGUCGUGCAAGAACAAAAGCCUGUGGAAGGGCUCUCGGUAAAUUGUUUUUCAUCUAAGUUGGAGGCAGAAUGUGUGAAAUGGAAUGAACGGUUUUUCAAAGUAAGGAAAAUAGUUGAAAAAGAAAUUUUCUCAUUUUGAAAGCUUUCAUAUAACCUCCAUUAGCAGUGAAUUUCAAAUAGCCCCAUAAAAAAAAUCCUUGGAGAGUGUUUCAAAUUUUUAUAUGAUGUUUUUUUGAGGCUAUCAUAUUCAUUCUCAUACAAAAAAAUAUUCUCUAUCACGAAUUUCGCGUGGAUUUCAGUUUCUUUCCCCCAUUUGAAAAACCGUUCCUCUCUUUCAUGCAUACGCCUUCGUUUUACCGCUUCACCGCUUCAACUUUUUGUUGUGAUCCUUGAACACGGCAUAUGAGCAUGUGAUUGUACGAUCUACGUUGUAUUGUGCCUUCAUAGCCAAAACCAGCGAUACUGCAAAGUCUAGAAAAGCUAACGGCCCCAAACACAAUGGAUUUGUAUUAGAUGCCGCCGCAAGUGAUGUCGUCGCCGUCGCUGGCCGAAGAAGACGUCGCGGAGAGCGAUGCGCACUCGAUGACGUCAUCGCGGACGGGUCCAGAGCUGGUGUCGAGGCUGACGCGCAAGUCGACGGCCAGCAACCUGGCCACCUUUGAGAAUCUCGAGACGGCGUUGUCGUCGACCCUCGGGACGUGUCUUCGGGGCGGAGCCAACGCGCCGCCGUCCCGAGACGAGGCCGUCACAGUCGCCUCGUUCAGCAUCGGAACGCCUCCAGCCGUCAGUCCCCUCCCGUCGGAAUGCGAAUUUGAUUUCAAGGUGCUCCUUCAGUCUCAGGUUGGCUGGCCCAUCUAACCGUGGCUCAGCUUUCCUCGAGUCAUUCACCUCCUUCCCCUUCUCAUUUAGUCGCUUCUUAGUUUGUGAUGAAGUAGAGUAUUUUGUUGUUGUUGUCUGGCUUUUUAAAAGUCGUAAAGGUUUUUUUUUCUCUAUUUGGAUUUGUUCAGGACCAGAUGGACAUGGAAGAUGAGGAUCCCGAGGUGUUUGAACUACUGAAAAGGUGAGUCAGACCAUGAAUUCAACUAGUUUUUUUCCUUCAUGAAUCAGUGACAAGAUAGAAGUCGAAGAUUUCUAUUUGGUUCACAUGCUACGAAUUCUUAUAUUUUCAUCGAGUGCUUCUAAAAUGUGUUCUAGCCAAAGGGAGUGAAAUUAUAUCAUUUUUAAGAAUUAUGUUGAUAUUAUGAUCGAACUCCAAACGGUCAAGUUUUUCAUUUUUUGAAAAGUUCAAGGUUUUGAAAUUUCAAAACUCAUCUAAUUCCAUCUUCUUUUUUACCUGUAAGACUGUCUUUUAAAGUUCCUUCAAGUCUGAAAACUGUCUGCGAAAAGCAAGAAAGAAGUUUUAUUGGACUUUUAAAAAAAUUGUCUUCUCUCAAAAACUGAGAUUUUCAGACACCGUGCUCAACAGCACGAAUUGCUCGAGCAGCAGAGAUUGGAGGUGGAAGAAUUGCGGAGGAAAAUUAGGACUCAUCGUGUUGGUGAGCUGCAGACCGAGACCGUUUUGCCUUCGCCUAGUCCGCUUAACGAGGUUUCUUAUACUUCCCAAAAAACGAAAUAAAUAUUAUUAUUAUUCUCUUUUUUAUCUCAGAUUUGCCAUUUUUAGGUGAAUGGCAUUCGAAACAGGGAGCUGCCGCCAUCUCUGUCGUCAAUGACGUUAAAAUCGAAGAAUCUCACUUCGCCAGUCCGCAGCCGCGACAAUCAGUCGGCGCCGCCACGACCUUUGUAAAAGUUUCUUCAUUUCUCCUUUUCAUCUUUUUUUUUUUUUGAAUCCCUCGCUGAAGUUUUACUCGUUGUGUUUAUAAUUAAUUUUUAAUUCGUUGUGUUAUAUAGUCGUAUCAUGUCACAUAAUCCAUUGUUCAUUUCGACCACUUGGCUAAUUUUCCGAAAAGCAAAUGAUUUUUUUUCUGCAAGAUAGUUAAACAUAGCCCAAAUGUAGUCGAUUUGAUUUCUGUGCUUUCGAGUCCCCCGCCCAUCAUCUUUCGUUUUAGAAUUUGCCGGUGCAUAAGAGUUUUUACCUGUUUCCUGAAUUUUGGAUGUGAAUCAAUUUGCAUGACUUCUCUCGAUUUCGACGGUUCUCACGGGUUGCUCAAAUUGCGAGUACGUCGCCUUAUCCACGACUUUCCACAGUUCAUUCUUCGUCAAAUCGCGCUUCCGCGACAGUUCCAUAAUUCUUUGUUAUGUUUUAAGCGCCAUGAAUUUCAUCUUGUGCUCUUUUUUCUAGAAGUUGGGUGAGUUUUUGUCGUUUUUUCAAUAUUUCAAAUGAAGUUUUGCUUUUCUUUUUUCCAAUUAAGGAAAAACUCAUCCGACGCACAUAACUUUUGAAUUUUUAGUUACGACGUAGCUUUUCUAUUCCUAUCAAAUAUUCCCAUAAUUUUUGGUUGUCCUAUAACUUACUGUAUAUGAUUUGAGAAGCCUGAUUGCUUGUUAAAAUUAUCGAUUCGUUUUGAGGCCAUAUUGGCGUCUGUUUUUUUCAGCUCAGCUUUCCGAGAUUCCAUUAUUACAAAUGUGAUACUUUUCAACGAAACAUAGAUUGCUUUAUACGGCCUGUUCAUCAAACUUUUUUCACUUGGCAAAUCUUCUGUGUUUGAUUCUCCAUCAAGCUUUACUUUCCACGCUGGAAACAACAGAUGUCGGCGUGGACGUCAUUUUCCUCGCUAAAUUUCGCUGAAAAUGUUUUUGUGCGAUAAAAAAGUAUGUAAAUGGGUUAGCAAAGUGCAAAAAAAAGUAGCGGGUAGGAAAAGCGCCGAUGUUUACGAAGGACUGCGGGGCCUUGGUCUCGUCUUUCCGAAAAGCCGUCGAUUCCUUCGGUACACGCACGUCCAAGCAGUUUCGCGGAAAACGACUGCAGGAUGCCUUGGCUUCUGCUGCUUCUGUGGCCGCGAAGCUCCUCGGCUGCCGUUUCCACGGAACAAACCAUCGCUCCAGAAGCCAUCGCCGACCUCAUCGGGUAUUCUUUUGUCAAUUUUUAGUUUACUGUUUUUCUUUAAAGAGAUUUAUUCCAAGUUUCCUGUAGAAAGAUUGAUUGAAUUUCAUUUCUAGAAUAAGAAAAAAAAACAACAAAAAAACAGUGAUUUGGUUGACUUUCUUUUCAAACAAAAAGAAAUAUCAACGAAAAAGUUUACUGAUGAUGAGACAAUCUUCGUUUUAGAUAAUUUUUUUCGAAAGUCGCUAGUCUUAAGUUCUUUGUAGUGUAAAUGUUCAUAGGCAGAAAAAAAUGCUGAAAAUGAAUUGUUUUUCAAAAAUAUUUCACAUUAAAAGUUGAAUUUCAAAAUACCUAAACAAUGUUAUCAGUUCAGCAAUUGACAAAAGUUUGGCAUUGAAGUCCGAUUUUCUCAGAAGUUGAACGCAAGAUUUCUUACAUUUCCCUAUGAGAGAUCUUCAAAUACAGUUUGACAAUACAAAUUUUUUUUUCUCUCGUGCUGAAAUUCAUGACUUUCGAUUGUUCCUGUCAUUACAACUUUUUUUUGUCGAUGUAGAGUUUUUUCGUUUCAUCCAAUGGGCGAUAUCAAAUUCAGAACAGCUGUGAAACAGGAAAGCGGUGUAUCUCUAAUACUUUUGAUCGUGAUUCGAUUGUUUGUUCGUGCGAGUGUCACUUUUUUAGGGGCAAAGACCGAUAGUUCGGUCUUCAGCUUCCAAUCAAAGUAUUUAUUUCGGAUCGACUUUUGACCCACUCGUAGGUUUCGCUUCCAAAAAAAAGUCUGAAAUUCAAGCCUUCCACUUUAACAGAGGAAGAAAACUUUGCGUAGAUUAUGAAAUAUGAAAUUUCGAUACCUGUCAAAGCUAAAGGGAGCAGUUCAGUUUUUUCGGUGUGAAGAUUCAUAAAGGAUCAAAGCUUUCAGGCUGCUGCCAACAGUGGUUCCUCAGGCGAAGACAGGGGGCUGUCGUUGGUUCGGAGACGCGCCUCUGUGUCUGGAGACGUGUCCCUCGGACUACGACCUCAUCCGUCAGCACAGCGGCAGGUCGUUCAGUCUCUCUUUUCUGAAACAUCCUCUGUUCCAGAUGCCUCAAUGGGGCGUCCUGUCCUCCGGACGCCAGUUUCGGAGAACCCUGUCUCAAGCUGUUUGGCUAUCAACUGACCAAGAAGUUCUGCUGCAAGUGAUUUUUGAGUUUUCUUCAUUUUAACUCUUUCUCCGAAAUCUGAAACUUUUUUUAAGUUUUGCUCAUUCUUUGGGAAUAAACUUGGAAAAUAUUUUAGAAAAAAAAAUUUAUAAAAAUUGGGAAUAUACACCUGUGAAAGGGAAAGACAGCACCAUUCGUUCAUUUUCAAUUUUAUCGUGCAUUUCAUUCGAAUUAUGAUCCUUUUUUGAGGAUCAACCAGAAACUUGGUCGCUUUUCCAUGUGUUUGAAUAUUUUGAAGGAGCGAUCCUGUGGACUGCACGUGGUCCGGCAGAUGGAUGGGCUCAGAAGACGCAUUCAACUUCUACUGCAGGUUCCUCCAGGCUUCACCUCAUUCCAGAACCCCUUUCCCCCAGGUACGACUCCACCGUCGGGCGCUGCGGACGCCUCGAUUGCUCAGUGAACAGUCCCACGUUCAAAGCGCACAACUUCACAAUGAUAGGUGAGAGAAGAGAGAAACGUUUCAAACAAUUAUUAUUAUUAUAUCAAGAAGGGGAAAACUGUGACGAGCUGCGGAUGUGGAGUCUGCGCGGCAAGGCUUCUUGUGGCUACAUCGCCUGGUUCGACGACGUCGGCGGCCUCCGCAACAGUUGGUACAAAUCCCACUAG
This is a messenger RNA of Caenorhabditis auriculariae, 14070 nucleotides long. The record is from the annotation of a GenBank genome assembly. Lineage: Eukaryota; Metazoa; Nematoda; Chromadorea; Rhabditida; Rhabditidae.